Molecule: messenger RNA, 2483 nt
Organism: Leptopilina boulardi
Lineage: Eukaryota; Metazoa; Arthropoda; Insecta; Hymenoptera; Figitidae
Gene: p130CAS
Product: breast cancer anti-estrogen resistance protein 1
Exons: 8
Coding region: 255-2246 (663 amino acids)
Biological process (GO): cell migration; cell surface receptor protein tyrosine kinase signaling pathway
Cellular component (GO): cytoplasm; plasma membrane
Molecular function (GO): protein binding
Source: RefSeq, a predicted model, not a curated record
CUGGAGCCAACUAAACAAAAACAAAAUAUACCAAAAAAAAAACAAUAAAGACAAUAGUAACAAUCUAAAUCAUUUUCUUGAACAUUAACAAAAAUACCAAAAACCAUUGUUGUACAAUCCAUUGUUUGACAUUAUUAUUCUAUAUUUAGUUGUUAUUUCCAUAUUUUCAAGGAAAAUAUUGGAAUCCAUAAAAUUUGAUCACUUACUACAGUGCAUAGACAAUGUGCAAUGACUGACAAGUCCUAACCAUCCAGAUGAAUCUGAUUAUUCCAGCUGUAAAUUCGCAAAAAUGCGUUAAGGCUCGUGCUCUUUUUGAUAACAUUGCUGAGGCUCCCGAUGAAUUGGCAUUUCGAAAAGGUGAUAUACUUACUGUUUUAGAACAGAACACUGCCGGUUUGGAGGGAUGGUGGCUUUGCACAUUACGUGGUAGACAAGGAAUAUGUCCAGGAAAUAGAUUGCGUCUUCUUGUAGGCCAAUACGAUAACGAAGGAUCUUUUACAUUGGAUGGCUCACAAAAACAAGAGAAACGACGAAGUUGGCAUGUUCAAUCAAAUAGAGUGAUAACUCCACAAAAAUAUGGAGAUAUCUUUCUUUAUGAUCUUCCAACAAGUAGAUGCAGUAUUGCCCCAUCUUCAAACGAUUGUUAUUUAAAUGAAAGAAACGAACACUUGCGCAUAGAUCGAAUAAUAGCAAAUAUGCGUAAGACAUCAGUAACUGAGGAUUUUGACAAUGUUGAUUGUUACGAUACACCACCGAAAGCAAUUCCCGUUGCUUCUUCGCCAACAAGAAGUCCAAGUCCCAUUUCUCUAUCAGGUUAUUCUGUGCCAAAACCAACAACCAGCAAAUCUGGUGUAACGCCUCUUGACAGUUAUGAUGUUCCACGAUCUUCUCAACCAUUAACACCCAGUAGUUCUACAUCAAGUCUUACAAAUGACGGCUCAUCUCUCAGUGGAUCAAAUAGAUCAAGUAUAACAGCUGCAGAUUAUGACGUUCCGCGAUCUCGUUUUUCGUCUGCUAUGUCUUCACAUCAAAUAACAUCAUCUAAAAUCUUAUCAUCAUCAUCAGCACAAAAUAAUCAACAACAAAUUUAUGACAUUCCGAUGAAUAAAAUUCUACCAUUAGAAUUGGAUCCAGCUUUAAUUGAUUUACAAAAACUACAAACUGAAGCGUCAGCAGCUAUUACAAAAUUAUUGAGUUUUAUAAAUCCUGGAUGGAGGCAAUUGCAAAAAUUGGAAAAAACUUUAAUGGAUAUUAAAUUUGCUGCACAACGAUUGAGAACAUCAUUGCAUGAUUUAACGGAAUUUGCAGAAGGUGUUCUUGGUAAUGCUGGAAAGGUGCCUGACAAAGGAUUAUCAAUGAAAUUACGACCAUUAGUUAAAGCACUACGCGAUACUGAUAAACUAAUUGAAAAAGCUUUUUCAGAAUUAGAAAUCAUUAAAUGGGACACAACACAGCUUUGUCGUGAAGAAAAUGAACCAUCGUCAAAUUCAUCAGUUUCCUCGCUAUUGUCUUCAAUUUGGCCUGCUGAUCCAUUAGAUCAAUUAGUUGCUUGUGCUCGAGUUUUAACAGAAGAUGUUCGACAAGUUGCCAGUUUUAUUCAGGGUAAUUCGACAUUAUUAUUUAAAAAAAAUUCAGCUACAGUUUAUAAAAACAAUAGCACCGAGGCCGUGACUGAAGAUUAUGAUUAUGUUAAUUUGGAUUCACGUGAUGCAGUUGUAAAACAAAGGGAAGAAUUGAGAGAAACUUUACCGCAGGAACUGAGAAAAAAUUACGAUCUUGUUGUAUCUGAAGCAGAUCAAGCUGCAAUUCAACUUUCAAAUGUUAUAUUAUCACCAAUGGAUCCUAAUGAUAAGCAGGUUUUAUCAUUUUAUGCUGCUCAAGCAAUUACACAUGGAUCGCAUUUAACUCAUGCAAUUGAUGCUUUUUUACAAACAGUCGAGCACAAUCAACCUCCUAAGGUAUUUCUAGCUCAUGGAAAAUUUGUCAUACUCAGUGCACACAGAUUGGUUCAUAUUGGCGACACUGUUCAUCGUAAUGUAUCGCGAAAUGAUUUUCGAACGCGAAUUCUUCAAAGUGCUAACACUUUAAAUGAUGUACUUGCGCAGACAGUUACUAAAAUUAAACAAGCUGCACAAUAUUUUCCUAGUGUCACUGCAGUUCAAGAAAUGGUCGACAGUGUUGUUGACGUUUCUCAUAUGGCCAAAGAUUUGAAACUUGUUUUAAUUCACGCAGCCCAACAACCAUAAAAUUAAAAAUAUUGCUAAAAAAACAUUAUUAUUCAUAAUAUAGCUGAAUCAAAUUAAUAUUCUAUCUACUAAUUAAGUAAAAGAACUUAAUUACUAUAUUUAAUUAAAUUACUUCAAGGUUAAACUGAAAAAAAAAAUUUUGGUUAUUUUAUGCAAAAAAUUGAUCUACUUAACAUUCCUUUUGAUUAGAAUAACCAGACUUUUUUUUCAUUAACGUAGAUUAAGAAAUAUUGACAA